CAGAUGUCUUUCUGCCUGACCGAGAUGUUCCUGUGGUCUUUGAAGACUAACUUACAUAUUAGAGGUGAAGAUAUUGGGAUCCACCAGUACUAUGACAAGAAAGAACCAGCAUCACAGAUGAAGCAUGGUUACUUAGAAGAGAAGCAAAAGCUAGCAGAAUCUCGAGAUUAUCCUUGGAUACUGAAAAACAAGCGACCAGACAAACUGCGAGAUACACUCAAGGAGGUAGAGGACUUAAUGCAAAACAGUCAAUGUAUGCUGAGCAAAUGGAAGAACAAACAUAUCUGUCAGCUCCUCUUUCACUCAGGUAUAUUGGUGUCCCUAAGCCUUUCUGGGCCACAGCUGGAGAAAGUGGUGAUUGACAGGACCCUGGUGGGGAAGCUCAUCUCCAACACCAUCAGUGAUGCUGUUCUUACAGACAAUUUCAUCAUCUUGUCAUUUGAGGACCAUAACCAACUCUGCUUUAUUCAGUUUACAAAGAAGAUGGAUUCUCCUGAUGUAAACAAAAGACUGGAAAAACUCUCUUGUUUGGACUUUAAGAUUUCUCAUACCGAUAUACUUGGACCAGAAGGUAGAAGGAUGAAACGUCACCUGGCAAUAAACUGUAUGCAAGAUAUGGUCAUUUGCUGGUGGUCAGCAACUAGUGAUGGAGCAUGGCCUUGGUCUCCUAUUUCCUGUGAGAGGGACAGAGCCAACCUAUUGCUAUUAGGCUGUGCACAUGGCAAAUUGGAGGUUCUGAGCUAUGUCCGUACCGAAUGGGAUCCACUCGAUGCUAGCUUCAGCACUAACCAGCCUUAUCAGGUUUACACAGUAGAGCACUCCAUCUCUGCAGACAAGAAGCCCAUGGCUGACAGCUGCAUCUACAAGUGUGUUAGGAACAAAAUUCAGUGUGCAACAGUCACCAGAAUACCACUACGAUCCAAGGCCAUCAGCUGUUGCAGAGACAUUACAGAAGACAAACUGGUCCUGGGUUGUGAAGAUUCAUCAAUAAUUAUGUAUGAAGCCUACAACCAAGUGACUCUGUUAGCUCAAGCAGAACUGUUGCCUGCUUUAAUAACCUACCACCCUUCCGGAGCCAUAUUCAUGGUUGGCAGCUCACAAGGGGAGCUGCAACUUUUUGACACGGCACUGUCCCCAGUUAAAAUUCAGCUCUUGGCACAAGACUAUUCACCUGAGGCAACUCUGCAAUUCAGUAAACAUUUUGAUGUGCCUAGCAGCCUCAUCCAGAUCCAGUGGGCUGCUCCUCAAGUUGCAGCUGCCAGCACUGACGGCACAGAUAUUCAUGAUCUUUUGUUGGUUAGAUUUGACAAAGGACCCUUAGGAGUACUUCACUUUAAACUUGGUGUGAUCACAAGAGGACAGCUGGGCCUUGUGGAAAUCAUCCACCAGUACAUUCGUUACGAUGAGAUACAUGAGGCAAUUAAUGUCCUGAACACCAUGAACUGGAACACGAUGGGUCGUCAGUGUUACAUAUGCUUGAGUGCCAUUGUCAAUCACCUUCUUAAACAAAAGCUUACACCAGACAGAGAAGCACAGCUUGAGGCAAGCCUUGGAACCUUUUAUGCUCCAACAAGACCCCUCUUGGAUACAACUGUGCUGGAGUACAGGGACCCAAUCAGCAGAUAUGCAAGAAGGUUCUUCCACCACCUGCUCAGGUGA
Messenger RNA from Pelecanus crispus (Dalmatian pelican), 1659 nucleotides. Lineage: Eukaryota; Metazoa; Chordata; Aves; Pelecaniformes; Pelecanidae. The record is from RefSeq and is a predicted model, not a curated record.